This is a messenger RNA of Balaenoptera musculus (blue whale), 626 nucleotides long. It is a transcript of the gene IGSF23, whose product is annotated as immunoglobulin superfamily member 23. The transcript is spliced from 4 exons. Bases 144 to 560 code for a protein of 138 amino acids. The record is from RefSeq and is a predicted model, not a curated record. NCBI's taxonomy places the organism in Eukaryota, Metazoa, Chordata, Mammalia, Artiodactyla, Balaenopteridae.
GCUCUGGCAGCCAGCAAAAGCCCUGAAGCAACAGAUGCAGUGUUGGCAGUUGGAAGGGCUGAGGGUGAGGGCACCAACAGCUCUGCUACAUCCAGCGUCUGGGCACAGACCAGGCACUCCAAACACAUUCGUUGCCAACUCUGAUGGGGUGCUGGCUGCUGACAUUCCCAGAAAACACACAAGGUAUCCUCCGGAGUGAACUCAACUACUCAGCGAUCCUGCAGUGGGUGGCUUCCAUCGAACCUGAACCUGCGCUACGAUGGACCUUCAACGGGCAUCCUCGCGGGAUCGGGGAGAGGCUGAUUAUCCAGAGGUUGUCCUUGGAGGAUCUGGGCAUCUAUGUAUGCUUGGCCGAGAAUAGCCAGGGAAUGUAUUUCUCCCAGCCUGUGACUAUCAUGCUGCCACAAGACAUCGUGGAUCCCACAGACCCUGUGCCCAUCAAGCCGAACCCUACCCUCUCCCUGUCCGGAAACUCUGCCUUUGCCCUCAUUGUGGCCGCACCUGUGGUACUGGUUGGAAGCACGGUCUUCACCAUAAUCUGGAAGCUAAGGUGUGGCUGACAAAGAAGAAAUGGGUGAACCACUUUGGGUUUUUUUUGUCAGUUUAAAUAAAUUGAAUAAAAAUUU